GCCAAUCGAGCGAGGCGCCGCGCCGCUCGUGAGGGGUCACGUGGCCUCCCCGCCGCGUCCUUCCGUGCGGAGCCCCCCGCGCUGGAGGCGAAGGCGCCGGUGCCGCCCGGCCAUGCUGGUCAGCAGGAGGCUGAAGCGCCUCUUGCAGCUGGUGCCCGGGAAGCGGCGCUUCGGCGUUUACAGGUUCCUACCCUUCUUCUUCGUGCUCGGCGGGGCCAUGGAAUGGUUCAUGAUCAACGUCCGCAUCGGCAAGGAGACCUUCUAUGAUGUCUAUCGUAGGAAGCGCUCCGAGAGGCAGUACGAGGCGAGGAUGGAGAAGAGUGAAGUUUAGCUGGAACAUUACAAGGGGGAGGUCCCAGUGCUUUAAUUGCAUCAGUGCCAAAGCAGCGUUACUGCCACGUGGAGGGUGGGGGAAGAUGUUGGCUCUGCAAGAUGAACUGUGAUCCACACGUCUGGGUAACAUCCUCUCAGAUGGCUUUGGCAGUUCUUCCAUAUCUUUAAUAUUUUGUAUUUAAAUCCACAGUGAAAAUUUCAUUGUAUUUGGGCAUCCCCCACUAAUUUAAUGUUUGCUUAGUACUUUCAAAUAAACUAAGCUGAGUAA
Empidonax traillii (willow flycatcher) is the source of this 601-nucleotide messenger RNA. It is a transcript of the gene SMIM4, whose product is annotated as small integral membrane protein 4. The record is from RefSeq and is a predicted model, not a curated record. Bases 113 to 331 code for a protein of 72 amino acids. Lineage: Eukaryota; Metazoa; Chordata; Aves; Passeriformes; Tyrannidae. The transcript has 3 exons.